AUGCAGAGCCCCUCUUUAGACACGCUGUGCAUGACGUCAAAUCCUUCAGAUAGCACGACACACUUCGUUGAACACAUCUACGAGCAACAUAAAUUCCCCAACACUUUGCAGCCUAUCUUCUGCACCCCAUUCUCUCUUUCAGAUCAUCCUCAAUUAGAGCGCAAGCCUACUCAGAAACGGCGCAAGGUGGUAGCCUACAGCACAUCGAGCCUUGAUCGUGGGAGAGACACCUACUACAAGGACUGGACGGUGAAGGACGCAAGAUCUUUCAAACCAGAGCCGACUUUGCUCACGGAGACAGAUUCAGAAAGUAUUACCACUUUGUGGGAAAAGGUCAGUAUGGCAGGUAGCGAGCGUACCCUGCGUUCACAAACAGUUUCUCAAUCUGCAUCAACGACUUCCAGUAAGAGGCCAAAGCGACCUUCACCUUACGACAAAGACUUUGAUUCCCGGAUUCUGGUUCCCCGCUCAAUCGCAAUUGAAUCGGGCAUCUCCGUCAAGGCCUACAUACAUUUCGGGGUCAAAGAGCCGACGGGAAAUCGCUUUCAAUAUUAUACAAAAGAAAGGGGAGCCAAAGAUUCAACACUAUGGCUAGAGGACGAUGAGGACUUUGUUAACAGGAUUGUGGCGGAAUACGUCUGCAUGGUCCAAAGCGGCUUUUGCGAGGCUGAAUUCGCGUUCUACGCCGCUGGGACAAUCUUGAAGGCAGAACCUCGUAACGUGAACCUGGCACUGAAGCGUUGCUGGAGAACCGAGAGAACGGUCCAGCUCUUCGCAAGACCUAUACUAAAGCAGUCAUCGAAUUGGGUUCAGCCGCCAGUCAUAUCCAACGACAAUCACGAUCAUUCGACAGAAUACGAAUUCGACCUCCGUCCAGAUUGUGCUUUCUGGUUAUCUCUUCAAGCCUUCAACCAAGAUUAUGUGACUCAACUUCAACGCAUGGUCUUCGUAAUCAAAAAACGGAUGACCUGCCCAUACCUCACAGUUGAAUUCAAAAAAGACGACGAAAUGGAGCAGGCAGCGCUCAACCAGGUCGCCGGGGCUGCGGCUUUAGUCCUCUACAAUCGCUUCAUCCUGCGGAAGAAGACCAUUGGAAUUCUAGGGAGGAGUUGGACGAAGUCGCUUGUAAAGACCCUUAGACACUAUGGCAUUACCUGGACCGGAUCGGAGUUCGACAUCUGGUGCAUCGUACCUGUACUGACCCCGGAAUUCGAAUGGGCAGGUUGUAAAAUGACAGAGGUCUAUCAUGGAGACUGUAUGAACACAUCCAGCGUGCGGGAAUUGAUCAAUUGGCUCAAUGAGAUCCACUGCUGGGGAUUGACUGUCCAUGGCCCUAGAUGCGAGAAGGAUAUCAAGUUUCGUAUGAACGCGCAAGAAUCUGGACUGAGGAUCUCUGACAUUGGCGUGGAUUCGGAAGAUGAGUCUGAUGGAUCAAAUUAG
Letharia columbiana is the source of this 1440-nucleotide messenger RNA. RefSeq lists its product as uncharacterized. Lineage: Eukaryota; Fungi; Ascomycota; Lecanoromycetes; Lecanorales; Parmeliaceae. The record is from RefSeq and is a predicted model, not a curated record. The transcript has a single exon. Bases 1 to 1440 code for a protein of 479 amino acids.